Molecule: messenger RNA, 3256 nt
Organism: Pocillopora meandrina
Lineage: Eukaryota; Metazoa; Cnidaria; Anthozoa; Scleractinia; Pocilloporidae
Source: the annotation of a GenBank genome assembly
AUGAAGAAGUCCUGUUGUCCAGCUGAGUCUGCUGUUAGACCAGAUAACAAAUUUAAAAUCAUCCCAGGAGAACCUGUUACUGAUAUUGUUUGUUAUGGAAUUGGAAAACUAUCUUCAUGUCCUACAGCUAGAUACCAGUUUGCCUUUUUUCUGUUGUUGAGAGAGUUGUUAAAGGUAGCUAUGUCUGGUGACCCUUGUGAAAUGGAUUUUGGAAUUCGUAGGAAUUCCUAGGAAUAAAGGUGUGAAUUUUUACGGUAAAUUCGGACUGGGAAUUCGUAGGAAUUUGUAGGAAUUCCCAACCAUAACAACUCUGGUUCAAAAAACCUAGAAAUUCCUAGAAAUUCCCAUAAAAACCCAGAAAUUCCAAGCUUAUAGCCAACAGGACUUGGAAUUCCUAGGAAUUCCAACUCAGAGAACCAAUGACUUUCCCUGAAAAGCUGUAAAUCUAAAAAAUUCCUAGGAAUUUCCGGGAAUUUUAAGAAUUUUUAGGAAUGUUUAAGAAUUACAGGGAAUUUUAAGCAAAAAUUUGAGGCUAAUGAUAUGAAAUAAAUACUUUAAAUUAAAAAAACCCAGCUAAAAUUCAAGUAUUCAAUGAAAUUUAUUUACAAGCUUAAUUAAGGCUUGCAUGUAAAAUAUUUUUGAUUAAUUAUUAACAUCAACAUGUGGUAAUAUUAGGAUGGAAUUUGAUUUAUUUUUCUUUUCUUGAAAACUUCAUACGGAUUAAUCCUCAAUUACAGCUAUUCAUAUAAAAUAGUCCUAAUCAAUCAUUAAAUUUGGAUGGACACAAAUUGUGAAUAAAAUCUGUUGAUUCUUUUCCAUAAAAUACAAUAUCUUGAAUUAUAUUUGAAAACCAAGCACUCUUGGGAGUGAAGGGGUUAAUUACAGAUAAAUAAAAUUGAUUUUUUAAUUAAAAUCUUGUUGUAACUGUAACAAUAAAUUAGAAUAAAGUUAUCCUAAACUGCAAACUUAGCUGCUGUUUGUAUUUUUUUCCCUGGGCUCACAAUGAGUUGGCCUUGAAUGAGGUUGUCUACAAGAAGCUUGACCAUUUUGUAUCUGGAUUCCAUGACAUCUGAAUUUGAAAAAAAAAUAUAUAUAUAUAAAUAUAUAUAUUUAAAGCUCAGACCAGGCCUUUAAGAUGGCUAUAAGGAAAAGGGCAUUCAUUGGAUUCUCAAAUUGAGAAAUCUCGGUUAUAUUGAGUGACUUUUAUAUUGGAGUUAGUACAUCUCUCCCAUAGAUUUUACUAAAAAGGGGUUGAAUACAUUAUUUUGUUUUUACCAAGGAGGGCUUCUUUAUGUAAUAAGGUUUGUUUAAUAACAGUUCCUAUUAUGAAUCUUGAAUGUUCCCAAAUGUGACUAAAGGAUUCUUGAAACCUUACUGAUAGAUUUAUUUCAUUGUAAAGCAUAAGCUUAAGAAACUGCGGCAUGCAAGUGACCUAUUCGAUUCUCAGAAUUAUUCUAGUUUCAGUUGCGCCGAGCGUUAUGUAAGCUUUAUUCAACCUGUUACAUCUAUUCUUUUAUAAGAUUUUGAUCACGUAACGAAUAUCGCAAUUUUUACUCACCACAAACUUUCAAAAUCGUAGCUUUACAGAUGGCCACUCGACCCUUGUUUGUACCAGUCAGUAUGUUAACUGUUAUCCCUUCUUUUAACUCCACGGCGCCAACGACUUUCUUUUCUUUUACAACACUCACGCUGUUCUCGUUUUCCCACUGAACCACAAUAAAAGCUAUCUUUAGAAAUGUUAUAUUAAGAAAAACAGUUGAGAAAAGCGAUCAACCGAUGAAAAGUACAUUCAAAGAUGAGCGCCAAAUAGAGUCUUCUUUGUUUCCGAUCACGGGUAUGAUCACGUGGAUCUUUUAGGACUUUUCAUUGGCUAGCAAAGUUAAUCCGCUGGCUUGCUGAUUGCAGUCUUAAGAGAAGCGCGUAACUUUAUUCUGACUUCUCCGACCGGUCUUCUGCCUCUAGACGAUGGAUACCUUGAUGAUUUUAAUAAUGAUGUGAGCUCACUCUAUGUAGAAAUAAUCCACAAGAAUCGAUCGUACUACAAAUGCACGAUUUUUGGCCGAAGGUUGUCGAGGAAACAAAGACUCGAAACUCACUUGAGUUGUGUUCAUGGCAAAGGUGAGAAAUAAUACAAGCCAAUCACAGUUUUGAAUGCGACUACAAAUCGUCUUUUACCCUCAUAUUUAUAAAAGAAGGAUACCACAUUAGGAAGUAUAAGAGAUACAUAGAUGAUUCCAGUGUACCAGUACCUAAAUCUACAAAGCUUGACCGUAGCAAGCACCAAAAAUAAAAAGAUGUAAUAUAUUUUGGGAGAUCCAGUGAAUGGGACAUUUAAGAAAUUAAGUUAUGAAAGGAAACUUGGUUUUUACUUCUCAUUACUAAUAAGUCUUGUUGACAAAUAUUUGCAGAUCAUUGACUGCUGGUUCAUGAGAAAAUCCAUAUUAAUGUAGAGAUUUACUAAAACUUAGUUUGAAUAAUAAAUUUCAUGAUCUUUAAGUUAUAAAAAUAUACGUGUAUGUAUAUCUCUUGGUAAGUUUUGUAUAGCAUACCUUUUAUUGAGCUAAAGUUUUAAGCCUCUGAAAUUACUCCUUUUCUUAAAACCUUCACAUUCAAGGUAUUGAGAAUUAGACCUCAGGGUAUUUAAAUUGCCUCAAAUUCAAUUCCCAGAAAUUCCCAAGAAUUCCACCCUUCUUAGAUUAUAGAUAGUUUGUAUAGCUGAGAAUUCCUAGGAAUUGCAAGUCCUCACAAAACUGGAGUCUUCCUUUCCCAGAAAUUCCCAGUAAUUCCAAGCUUUUUAAAUCAGAGUUAAUUUGCAUAGUUGGGAAUUUUUGAGAAUUCCUAGGAAUUCCUAGGAAUUCCCAGAAAACUGGGGUACCUAAAAUUAUCUGGGAAAUGAUAAAAACCUCUUCUGGUAACCUGUUAUGUCCCAAUAUCCCAUUCAGGAGGAUAAUCAAUACUCUAAGUCAACUUAGGCAGAAACUGGGAUAAGUAUGGGUUGUACUUAUCACUCAGCACAAGGGUGACAUUUGCUAAGGGUUAGGGUCAUAAUAUGUUAUUGUACAUAGUCAAAAGAGGCUUCCAUGAUGUUUUUAAACAACAGAUCUGCAAUAUUUUGUUGACUGUGAUGCAGAUUGAAUUAAAGUGAACUUUUAGGUCAUGGUUAGGUAAAUUUGUUCUGUGAUUAAUAACCUUUAAGUCAAUUUUUUUUAACUAGAUUGGUGGACUGUUUUUCAUCUAUGAACCUCGUUUUUCAUGA